AAAAUAACAGAACCUGUUUGAUACGAUGACGUUUCGUCUAUGUUUUUGUGAAGCUUUUAGUAGCACAAUAUUCGUGUUAGUGUUUGUUUUAAACGAAAAUUAAAUCAUAUAGUGCGUGAAAUACUCGGAUAAUAUCAAGAUAUAAUCGAAAUAAAUCGUUAGUGCGUCUGCGCGUGUUGAAUUACAUCGUAUAAUUGUAUAAACGCUUACCUGAAUGAAAUUAAUUGUGUGAUUGCAAAUCGCUUUAUACGGAAAAGUAUGUGACGAACUUAUUUUAAAAUGUGUAUUUCGUGUAUGUGGAUAGUUCGAUGUGCAAAAAAUUGUGGUUGAGAAAUGGGUGACAGGUUGAAACACCCAUUUAAAGUGAAAGAAAAAACAUAUAUAGUGAAUUCCCUAACAUGGAUUUGAUCACGGAUUUGUCACAGCUAAGCCCCGGUCUUAUAGACGAGUUGGAGGCAUUCAUGGCCCCCGUCGGCGAGGGAUGUUAUCAGCCUCAGCCAAUCGACGCCCGCCGAAUAGGGGGCCACCAACUACCAGAGAGUCCACCAGAUUCCGGUUCAGAAAACCCUUACAGUCCAGAGACUCAAGUGUCUCAUACCAUUGCGGUAUCACAAACAGUCCUCGGAGCUGAUUAUAUGUUGGUUCCAGACCAUAUAACAUCCCACGAGAUCUUACAUCAAAAUGGUGACUACAUAUACGAAGAAUUAAAAGCAGAUAAUAUCGACCAUGAAGUCUUAAGGAACAAUUUAAACGAAGUGGUGGUUUUGCCCCAAGAUUCUAACAUAGAUCUGGGAUUGAGAACUGUUCGCCACGAUAUGGGCCUAUCGGAGCAGAUCGCUUACCAAAACAGAUACAAUCAAAUAAGGGUCGAAUUGCCGGAGCUGGAACAGGGCAUGAUUAACCCUCAGCUAGUGUCGCUGGGACAUGAGACCCUGACGCCCGUGUACACGAAUCUACAGGAACCAAGCACCAAGAAGAGAAAACAUUCGCAAGAUAUUAAUUCUCAAGUGAAAUGUGAGCCAGCUGCCCUGUCACCAGAGAGCGUCGUGGUCCGUCCACCAGCUUCGGUAGACGGAUCGGAGGCUGGUGACGAGUCGCCGUUACAGUGCAUACGUUUUGCCCAUUUCCAACAAAAUAUCUGGCAUUCACUGUACGAUUGCAACGCGAAGUUAUUACCACCUCCUUCCUACAUCGUCGGAGCGGACAAGGGUUUUAAUUUCUCCCAAAUAGACGAAGCCUUCGUUUGCCAGAAGAAGAACCACUUCCAAGUGACGUGUCAGAUCCUUAUGCAGGGCGACCCUCACUAUGUCAAGACGGCAGAAGGCUUCAAGAAGAUAAAUAAUUUUUGUCUCCACUUCUACGGUGUUAAGGCAGAAGAUCCCAGUCAGGAAGUGAGGAUCGAACAAAGCCAGUCCGAUAGAACGAAGAAACCAUUCCAUCCUGUUCCUGUGGAAUUACGUCGAGAAGGCGCUAAGGUGACGGUCGGUAGGCUUCACUUUGCCGAAACCACCAAUAACAACAUGCGAAAGAAGGGUAGACCUAAUCCAGACCAGAGACAUUUCCAGCUGGUGGUGGCUCUACGAGCGCACACCACCCACGCUGAUUACAUGGUAGCGGCCCAUGCCAGCGACAGGAUAAUCGUCAGGGCAUCAAACCCCGGGCAGUUCGAGUCGGACUGCACAGAAAACUGGUGGCAGCGUGGCGUGUCAGAGAACAGCGUCCAUUACAACGGUAGAGUCGGUAUCAACACGGACAGACCAGACGAAGCCUGCGUUAUAAAUGGUAAUCUGAAAGUGAUGGGCCAUAUUGUACAUCCUUCGGACGCGAGGGCUAAACAUAAUAUCGAAGAGCUGGACACGGCGCAGCAGCUGAAGAACGUGCAGAGUAUAAGAGUGGUCAAGUUCACGUACGACCCGUCGUUCGCGCGGCACUCGGGGCUGCUGGGCCGCGACCCCGCGGCGGGCGCGCCGGCCGACACGGGCGUGCUGGCGCAGGAGGUGCGCCGCGUGCUGCCCGACGCCGUGCGCGAGGCGGGCGACGUGGCGCUGCCCGACGGCGACACCAUCCACAAGUUCCUCGUCGUCAACAAGGACCGUAUCUUUAUGGAGAACCUCGGAGCUGUCAAGGAGCUGUGUAAAGUGACGGGUAACCUGGAAUCCAGGAUCGAUCAACUGGAGAGGAUCAACAGGAAGCUCUGCAAGAUCAGCGUUCUUCAGAGGAGAGACAGUUCUAGAUCUAGCAUUAGUAAUGAUUCGCGUUUUUCCGGCGUAUCGACAUCAUCGAAGUCAUUCUACAGCGACGGUAACAUUUCCAUCGACCAGAUAAGGGACAUCGCCCGAAGCAUCCGCAAGCAUGAAUGUUGUCACAAAUUGAGCCACAAUUCCCCGAAAUUUACACGCAAACAAUGCAAAAAUUGCCACGGCAGCUACUCGAAAUACGGCAAAUAUUAUAAUUACAAUAAAACCUGCGUCAGAUAUCAUUCCAGCAAAGAAAAAGUUGAAGAUCCAAAAGUCUAUCCCGCUUAUAUAAAUACAAUUGAAAGCACCCAAAAGUUGCCAGAGCAAAAUUAUACGAACACGUCCAAAAAGAAGGAUUCUUGUCUAUGGCUAAAAGACGACGACAGUUUCGGUAAUGGCAACACUAAUUUGGCUUUCUGCUGUCGAAGAAAAUACAGAUACGGGGAUGCCAGUAAUGAAUUGAUAUCAAAUAAGUUUCUACAAAUUAUUAUAACUGUACUAAUAUUCAUAAUGGCCGUAUGCCUGGUGGCGAUGUCGGCGCUGUACUUCCGCGAGCACCGCGAGCUGCUGGCGGCGCGCGCCCGCGCGCUCGCGCCCGCGCCGCGACACGAGCCGCGCGCGCACAACCGCAUACAGAAUCUGAAAUCACAGCACUCGGUCGCUAAGAAGACUAAAGAGAAAGGUCCUUAUAAAACGAGUCCAGACUACACGACAUCGACCCCCGACCCCCACUUCGUGGCGACGACUCUGCACGCAUCGAGAAAUUACGUGAAGAAUGUCCUAAACAUGGAGCAAACAUCCCAAUCUCCCCAAUUGGAUACGCCAGUAAUUCUGACUCGAAUCGCUGACGUCAUCGGUAGCGGGUGCACGUUCACCGUGAACUCAGAUAACGAACUGGACGCUGAAUGUCAGUCUUCCUGUGGCCUCGACCCUCCACAGACAUACGAAAACCAGGAACCCUUAGAACGUUCUAAAACAGAUAAAGAGUUAAACGAGACAUACCCGAGAACCCUAGAGACAUUACCCAAAGAUAAACUACCCCUGACCCCAGUGAUACCAGAGAAGAACAAUUCAAAAAUACAAAAAACUGAAAACGAUUCUCUCAAAAACGCAAUUCAUGAGGAUAUAAUGGCCGAAUCGAAUUACUUGGAGCAGAAUAAAGUGAACGGAUCGGAGAGCGGGAGAUUGAGGAGAGAUGUGCGGGGCAAGUUGACGAGAGAUAUAAGGGAGACCAAUGAGGCACUGCUGAGGAGCAGCUCCGAGGAGAUGAUCAUAGAGCAAUCGGAAGAGAUAAGUAUGCCAGAGUGCGACACGGUGUCGGUGGGCGUGUCGAGCGCGGCGCAGGCGAACGCGAGCGUGUUCGCGGCGCGCGCGUGCUCGCGGGCCGCGCACAACUACUCCUACGCGGUGCCGCUGUCGCGCUGCCUGCGCGCCGAGCGCCUCGACCUCACCUUCAGAUCGUCAAAACUAAAGGAAAUGCGUCUGUGCGAACUCCAUUGCAAGUACGACACGAUCAAGAAUUGUCAGCUGAACCGUGAGAUUGCGAAGCCGAUACCGACGGGCGAGUUUUGGACGUCGAAAAUGACAUUGGAAUGCAACAUGGACAGACGCGUGAAGAUUAGAGCGGCGUUUGUGCCUCUAAAGGAUUUGUGCUAUUUGAGCCCAGACAGCAAGACACCCUUCCUAGAAUUCAACAUGCACGUCUAUAGAGAUUGUCGUAACUAAUUUUUUUUUUUUAUAUGUCUCAGGCAUUGACUUGAUAUAAACAUCACAAAUUAUAUUUUUUUUAUUAUUAUUUUUUUUUUUAACUUUAAAACAUUCCUAGAAGUGCAAUUAUAUAUCCGUCCGGAUUAAUUCUAAUAUAUAUAUAUUUAUUUUUUAUAUAUACGUUCAACAUUCCUAGAGCUUUAAAAUUAAUGGAAUUUAGUAUGACGUGUAAUUUUAUUCUGGCGA
Molecule: messenger RNA, 4190 nt
Organism: Vanessa tameamea
Lineage: Eukaryota; Metazoa; Arthropoda; Insecta; Lepidoptera; Nymphalidae
Exons: 20
Coding region: 399-3962 (1187 amino acids)
Biological process (GO): protein autoprocessing; positive regulation of DNA-templated transcription
Cellular component (GO): endoplasmic reticulum membrane; nucleus
Molecular function (GO): DNA-binding transcription factor activity; sequence-specific DNA binding
Source: RefSeq, a predicted model, not a curated record